Messenger RNA from Emiliania huxleyi CCMP1516, 1126 nucleotides. RefSeq lists its product as hypothetical. Lineage: Eukaryota; Haptophyta; Isochrysidales; Noelaerhabdaceae. The coding region runs from base 67 to 1062 and encodes 331 amino acids. The record is from RefSeq and is a predicted model, not a curated record. The transcript has a single exon.
CCAAGCACAGCUGCCUGGGAAGCUCAAGGCAGCUGCCUGGGAAGCUCAGCUGCCGGGCUAACCGCAAUGCUGGGUCUGGGGGCUCCGCUCGUGUCGUUCAGCCUCAUAUCCUCAGCGCCGCUCACGGCAGCGCUGCGCUUGCGUGCAGGGCACUCACAGGCAACCGCGCUUGCCGAGGAGUUCCAGCAGAAUGGCGCAGUCGUGCUGCGGGGUUUCCUCAGCCCUUCGCUGCUUGAAAAGUGCCGCAAGGUGUACGACGACGCUCUCAACCAGCCCGUCCGCAGGGGCGCUCAGGUCAAGUACCCCGACGGCACCCUGUACAACCCGGCCAUCGGCCAUCGGACCGAUGACGAGGCCGUGCUGGACAUGGUGAACGAGGUUCCGUUCGCGUCCACCUUGGCCGAGCUGUGGGGAUCCGAGAGCGUGUGGUUCUUCGACCACGAGCUCUGGUGGAAGCGGCAUGGCGACUCGGACAACGGCCGCUCAGCGGAGCGGAGCGACACGCCCUUUCACCAGGACUCGCUGGCUGUCCCUUUUCGUGGGCUGCACGUCGGUCUCUUUUGGAUCUGCUUCCAGCCGAUCCCAAAGGAAAACUGCCUGCAGGUUGUGAAGGGAUCGCACAGAGGUCCAGUGUACCAGCUCGCGCCGGGGACCAUCUUCGGCAUGGACCCCGAUGAGCCAAUGGUCCCCGAGUCUGUGCAGCCGGUCAUGCCGAUGACCGAGGACGAGCGCGCGCACUGGGAGUACUGCGCUUGGGAUCUCGAGCCCGGGGACGUCGUCGUCGUGCACCCCGGCACGAUCCACGGCUCGGCUCCCGUGUCAGCUUCGUGCCCGGAACGACACACGCUGGUGCUUCGGUUUGUCGGCGACGACUGCUGGUUCAGCAAGGGUGCGGUGUACAUUCGCGAGACGCGCGAGAUCCUCCAAAAGGCAUUCCUGCCUUCUCUUCACAACGACAAGGGCGAGUACAUUUACGACAAAGAGUUGCGACCAGGUGACCACUUCUCGAGCUUCCUCUCCCCACAGUCGCUCCUGCUGGGGGCUGGAGUGACCGCCCGGUAGGUAGUGGAGAUCCUGCCCACGGCUCCGGCCAGCCCUCCGGAUGAAUAAAAAUUCGUUACGUCGC